AUGAUCACAGUGGAACGUCAUAAUGAUUGGCUCAUUCAGAAAUAUGAGCACUCAAACUCAGCAGGAAUAUCGAAUCGAUCAAGCUUCAAGUUUUCCAAGAGAAGUCGGAAAACUGCAACUAACGCCUGCGAUGAUGUCUUUCGCUCCUGCAGCUCUAGUGACUCCUUCACGGUGCACAGCAGACUUCUCUCUGGUUCCGAAUUCGCAAUCCCUCGUCUAACCAGCUCUUUCCAGAUUGGAUCUUCGAGCCCGUCAUUUGCCCAACAAAUCGCAGAUAUCCAGCGCCUCAUGGGAGAAUCGGGCCUGAAAUUUGUCAUGCAUGCUACUGGAACAACAAUUGAAGGUCCAUGGGAUCAAGUUGUCCAGUUGAUUGGACUUGCCCACACCCUCACCCACCAGCAAGGGAUAGUUCGAGUCCAAACAGAUAUUCGAAUUCAAACUAGAACCGACAAGGUGCAACCGAUUGAGGGUACAGUAGCGUCAGUGGAGAGAAUCCUGUCUGUUUCCUGA
This is a messenger RNA of Penicillium canariense, 510 nucleotides long. RefSeq names its product thiamine-binding protein. Bases 1 to 510 code for a protein of 169 amino acids. The record is from RefSeq and is a predicted model, not a curated record. Gene Ontology annotation, cellular component: cytosol. The transcript is spliced from 4 exons. Lineage: Eukaryota; Fungi; Ascomycota; Eurotiomycetes; Eurotiales; Aspergillaceae.